Messenger RNA from Paramecium tetraurelia, 1659 nucleotides. RefSeq lists its product as uncharacterized. NCBI's taxonomy places the organism in Eukaryota, Ciliophora, Oligohymenophorea, Peniculida, Parameciidae. The record is from RefSeq and is a predicted model, not a curated record. Gene Ontology annotation, molecular function: protein binding; palmitoyltransferase activity. The transcript has 2 exons.
AUGCAAUAAAGUUCAUCCAUCUCUACAAAAUAAGCUGAAUAGGAUAACCUAAUUCUAGCUAUUUCAAUGAUUGGAUCUUAUAUACGAUAACCCACAGAUCAUAGUUCACCAGAAAACCGUUUGCUUUUUUUGGCUUAUUCAAAUGACUUGGAACAAUUUUCAGAUUUGUUAAGAUCAAGACCACUUGAUCUAUCAGUUAUCUAGAAUUUCGAAGGUUAUACUGUUCUACAUUAUGCUUGUUACAAUAAUAGUUAUCAGAUGUGUGAAAUAAUAAUAAACUAUUAAGAAAGAAGAGAGAACAACCCAUUAAAUAUGGAGAAAUUUAUCAAUUCUGUCGCUAUUGAUAAAUUUACUCCUCUGCACUUUGCUGCUUAACGAGGAAAUCUACAGAUUUUGAAUCUUUUAAAAUUAAAAGGAGCCGACUUAAAAGCUACAAGUUAAUAAGGUUUAAAUAUAAUGCAUGUUGGUGCAUAAGGAAAUCAACCCAAUAGCAUUGUAUUUGCUCUUGCUAAUGGAAUUAAAUUAGUUGAUUUUGAUAUAAAUGGAGGCACCGCCUUGCAUUGGGCAUGCCUUAAAGGUUGUGAGGACUCUGCUAAUUACUUGCUACCAUUAAUAGAAUAAAAAAAACCGUAUUUUCCACUAAACUCUCUAGAUUCUCAUCAAUACACACCUUUACAUUUGGCUGUUCAUAGUGGAAAUACUAAAUUAGUUAAGAAAUUGUUAUUUUAUGGGGCUGAUAAGAAAAUAAAAGGAUAUGAGAAUAAAACUCCUGCUAAUAUGGCUGAGGAGAAUGAUUUUAAGAACAUAUACAAUCUGCUUACUAAAAAACGUGGUUUCCUCAUCUCUUUUUUUAAUCUGAAAUAGGGUCUAAAGAGAGUAAGGAAAAAUAGGUUAGAAUUAAUGAGAUUUGGUGGAUUCAUGAUUUUUCUUUUGGUAUCUUAUUUAUUUUAUAUGGUCGAUGAUUUCACACCAAUAGUCCCAGAUUACAUUUUCUUUGGAAUUACUUUACUUUUUUUUAUUUUAAUUGUUUGUUCUAAUCCUGGCUAUUAAAUUAGAAGACAAGAACCACUCUAUACUUUAAUUACAGCCUUUAAUCACCAAGACAUAUGUCCAAUUUGUAACGUUGUAAAAUUACCAAGAAGUAAGCAUUGCGACAUUUGCCAAAGAUGUGUUUUGAUUUAUGAUCAUCACUGCCCUUGGAUUAAUAAUUGUGUUGGUGCAGAGAAUCAUUUGAUUUUCAUUUCCUUUUUAAUUUCAUUGGAAGCAUCACUUAUUUAUGCUCUAUUCAGAACGAUAUCCUAAUGUUUUGUAGGUAAUUAGAAUGAAUUGGAAUUCUUUGAUGAACCUUUAAUAUUUUGGGCAAUCUUAUCUAUCAAUAUUUUAAUCGAAAUUAUUUUUGCAUUGGGAAUCACACUUCUUCUUGUGACUUAGAUCUAUAACAUUUUUCUAGGUAAGACUACUUUCGAGAGAUUUGCAGUUCAAAAUUAAAAUUCUACUAUGAGAUCAGUCACAGCCGAUUCAAAUAAAAGUUCAUUAAUUGAAGAUGAUUUACCCUCUUAAAAAAAAGAUCGAUUCGUUCGAUGUUCAUGUAAAAAUCUCUUCAAUUUCCUAACAAAUGGAGCAACCUAGAGAAAAAAAGAACAAGCUAUAAGAUUUUGA